GCGAUGCGCGCAAUGCAUUGUGGGGCCUGCCCUGUCGAUCUGAGCGCGAAAAUCCGAAGGAGAGCGAAGUAUGUGUUGCUGGCAUUUUUAUUCUGCUCUUCGGUGAUCUGAUUGGCUGUUUUUCCCGCUUUUUUCUACGAUGUUGUUCAUUGGUCAAACUUAAAUCACGUGACUAAAAUAUCAGCCUAAUAUGGGUUGGCUGUGUACUUGAUUUUUUAGCUGUUCUACUGGUCUGCGGUUUCGCUUUCAAAAGAAAAAAAUGGCGGGUUUGUAGUUUCCGGCGGGUUGAAUGUUUUCUAGUUAAAAAUGUGGAAAAGAAGUGAUGUGUCUUGCUGCAACUGCACUGAGAAAAAAUACCGCCAUGUUCACUGCCCUUGUGCUACCUGCAAUGGUCGUGCAACUGAUCGAAAAACUGAAAUAAGACACUGGAAAGAAGCAAAUAGAGCUGCAUCGAGGUCAUCCCAACGCCAAUGUUCGACAUCAGCCGCCCAAGAUUCUGAGUCUUUUGUCUUUGCAGUUGAGGACAGCGAUAGUGAAAUAGAAGCUGAUAAUUUUACAAUUGAAGAUAAUUUAUUACCCAAUCCAGAUACACCUGAUACAGAUGAAACAGAUACAGAUGACCAAGAUUUGAAUGCUGAUAAUGAUAAUGAUAUUGAUAAUACUAAUCAUGAUGCGAAUUCCCGCCAUUAUAAUCCCCUAAAGAGGCUUGUUGUCGAUGCCGUUUUGAAUGCACUAAAAAUACAGAAAGAAAGCGGAAUGUCAAUCAAAACAUUUGAAGAUAUUUUGGAAUUUGGCAAACGAUUAUUGUUGGAUUCAUCCUCUGAACAGGUCUUUUUUGAUAGAGACAUUUUGACUACUUUGUGGCCUAAGUCGUGGAGUGAUGUGCAAGCUCUUUUAAAAGAGGAGGGUUAUCAAGAUGCUCGAGAAUAUUUUAUUUGCUUUUGUUAUAAAACUAGGCCAAUCAAUUCAGACACUAGAAUAAAGUACACUGGCAAAUAUAGUUUAAUGACCAGCAAAGAUGAAGUCUGCUCUAACUGUGGAAAUAAAGGUGUUAUAGCAUACUAUUAUCUUGGCCUUCAAAACAAAGUUAAAAACUGGUUUCGUGAUGAAAACAUGUGCAACAAAAUGCUAUCUCACUGGAAUGAACGUGAACACUGGCUCGGAGUGGAACAAUCAUGGCCAAUCAAAAAGGAAAUGUGGGAUGGUGAGCGCUGGAAUGAGUUGCAAUGGUUUUGGGAUCCUAAUAAGACCUGGGUCAUCCCAUGCCGUUGUGAGCAUUGUGGUAUUCCCAUACCAGCAAAGCAUUUGAUUGAAUCACAGGAUGCUGUUACAGCUGGUAAAAAGCUUGAGGAAUGCCCAGAAUGUCUGGAAUCUUUUGAACACUCUCUCAAGACAACUAAUGGUUCUCCAAUAAACAUUGCUCUCAUUGGUCAUUGGGAUGGGUGGCAAGCCUUCAGUUCCAGCACACGAAGUUGUGGAUCUUUGGAGGUCUCAAUUGCAAAUAUGAAGAAGGCAGAUAGAAGUCACACCAGUGAAGUUUACGUAGUUGGAUUUGUCCCAUUGUCUUCUACUCCAAAACUACCAGAAACAUAUGAUCCAUUUUUGCAACCACUCAUGGAAGACAUUUGUGAAGGUUUUAUCAAUGGCUUUGAAGUCAGGUUACCACAAGAGCCUAACAUGAAAAGAGUGCGUGUUUUGUUGCUCUGUUGGUCUGGGGAUCAUCCAGGGCAGUGUGAGGUGGGGAAGCUAUUAAACCAAGGUAAAUGUGCUUGCCGCAGGUGCAAGCUUGUUGGGCAACAUUUGCCAAUGAAUGAGUCAAAUAACCAUAUGUACUAUGGAGAUAACCGAAUUCAUUACAGACAUAAGUGGGAAAGUCGUGACAUUUCUCUCAUGCUAACAGACCUUUAUGAUGUUGAGGCAGAGUCAAGGAUCAGUGUUCGAAAAAGAAUGUCUUCUGAGAAAGGUGUCACAGGGAUAAGCCUUCUCCAUAAAUAUUUAUAUCCUCUUUACAAUUUUGACAUUCUCAAAGAUUUAACAUUUGAUGUGUUUCAUACUGUGUGUCUUAAUGUUGUGAAAAGUCAAGCAGAGAGGAUCCUGGAUCAUGAGUUAGUGGAUAAGAAAUCCCUUGACCGAGAAAUAAAGAACUUUCCAUGGCCAAGAGAGCUCAAAUGUGGCCGACUUCCCAAGUCAAUCCAAAGUUAUAAUGGAUCUUUGGGACAGUGGAAAGCUGAGGGCCUACAAAAGUUUUCAUUUCCAAUGGCAGAUUGUGUUCUUGAUAGCAAGUUGGAAUCACCAAAAGAGCAGGAAAUACAACAUUUGAUAUCAAGAUUAACAGAAUUGCAUUUUAAUAGUGGACGGUAUGGCUGGACAAAUAGUAUGAUUUGAGCGCACCACCGGUUGGCAUGGCGCUUAAAUAUACUCAUAGAAGAAACUCAAGGCCUGGAAAUGUGUACAAUUUCUGUACAUAAUCUUCUUCACAUCCAUGAAGACAUCAUCAGAUUCUCGGCUACUGACAAUUAUUGGUGUGCAGUGUUCGAAAGAGCCGUAAAGGGUUACACAAAGACUGCUAGCAAUUGUAGGGGAGUUGAAAAGACAUUUGCAUUGGCAGAGUCAAGGAGGGAAUUCCUCAAACCAUACUCAACUCAAGAAAUAGGAGAGCAAGGAAAGAUAAACAUGAAAGUGGUAACAUGGCAGCUUGGCGAGAAUCAAACUCGUCCCCAGAACCGCCAUUCUGAGUCGCAAGAAAGCCAAGGGGAGAGGUUGGGUGAGAAUAAGGCUCGAAUACUGUACCUGUAGGUUUAUUAUAUGAUUGCAGACCCAGAUACAAUUGUAACCCUUUAACCUUGACUCAUUCCAUCUCCAUGACAACUUGUUGCUAUGCUAGGGCACACGUUGCUUCGAAGAGAACAUAUUUUACUUCCGGUGCAAGCUGACAAGAGUUUUUUUCAUUCAACUUUAGGAUAGAUAAUAUAUUCAACGUGUUAUGGUAGUUUGUAAGACAUUGAAGACAGGCACCUUUAACUAAAAAAAAUGUCAACAUCACUUUUACUGUCAUUCUUACUUGUUUUUAUUUUUUCAGGGUAUUGCAAGCUCUAUUGAGACAGCAAGGAUGGCUGUUUUCAGAAAUGAUGUACCAUCUCAGUCAUUUCUUCUUGGAGCUAUGGAUAACAUGACCCUGCUGGAAAGGGAUGAAAGGAUAAAAGUAGCACAUACUUUAAAUGUUCCUCUCCAAAAAAUUCCACAGUUUUCUUUCUCAUCAAAGAAAUGUUUCCUCCCAGACAAAGGCUAUGAAGGGACAGUUUGUUCUUCUGGAGAGUCAGUGGUUGUAAUGCUUGAACAAAAUGAAAUAGUGAUGAAACUAGAUAAAUUUCUGUCUGUGAAAGACAACACAGAGUCUUACAAACUGCUUGCAAAGGGAUACCUCUUUUGCAAUGUUUACACAGACAAUGGCCAGACAGUAAAACACUUUUGGAGUGGAUUUACUUAUGUAGAAAGCAAUCCAGAGAGAGUACCCCAUUUCUGUACUGCUGACAAUAUUUUAAGAAAAGUUAUUAUCUAUAGCUCAAGUGAUGAUACAUCAAAUUCUGUUUCAACUGUAGUUGAAUACCAGAGGCACCAGGAGAAACUUCCAUUUGACAUUAUUGUGCCCAUUUAUCCAGAGCAAGGAGAUAUGUUGCUGGUGCAAGGUGCAGAAGUUGGUGACGUAUGGUAUGGAUAUGCCCGCAAUGUUGACUAUGCACGCAGAACUGUCGACGUGUAUUUCUUUGUAGAGAGCCCUAGAAUGCCAAACACUUUUAUCCGUGAGACGAUUGGACACGCUGCAAAAAAUGUUGUUCCCUGGAACUCAUUGUUGGGAAUUGCAGAUGGAUUCUGGCCCAGUCCGUCACAUUGGAGAAAGGCAGUGUAAAUUUCUAACAAAGAAAUUGAGAGAAUAUUUGUUUUCUUACAUUGCACACACUUUAUUAUGCCAUCAUAUGGACUUAUUACAUUGUACUAUAAUAGCCUAGUAUAGCCUGCCACAUAUAGAUAUACAUGUAAAGUAACACCAAUCUUUCCUGUCAAAAUCUGCACACAGGUUAUAUUAAUUACAUUGCAGUGUAGAAUGUACUAUAGAACCAAACCAGUGCAGAUCCAUAAGUGGCUCUUUCCUCUCUGUGCAUAUGAAAAUAUCUAAGUGUUAGUAACACUAAUGUACAGUAAUACAAUCAAUAUAAUUAUCAAAAUACUAA
Molecule: messenger RNA, 4229 nt
Organism: Nematostella vectensis (starlet sea anemone)
Lineage: Eukaryota; Metazoa; Cnidaria; Anthozoa; Actiniaria; Edwardsiidae
Exons: 2
Coding region: 307-2385 (692 amino acids)
Source: RefSeq, a predicted model, not a curated record